Molecule: messenger RNA, 717 nt
Organism: Ilex paraguariensis (yerba mate)
Lineage: Eukaryota; Viridiplantae; Streptophyta; Magnoliopsida; Aquifoliales; Aquifoliaceae
Source: the annotation of a GenBank genome assembly
GAGAGAGAGAGAGAGAGAGAGAGAGAGAGAGGGAUGAAGAAUUUGUUUGGGUGUCCAUGGACGAUGAGUGGGCUGGUACUGAGAAUAGGACAGUGUAUAUUUGCUGCUGCUUCUAUUGGGGUCAUGGCCACUGCUUCUGGUUUCUCUACCACCUCUGCCUUCUGCUAUUUAAUUGCAUCAAUGGGGCUUCAGAUUUUGUGGAGUUUUGGACUUGCCUAUGUUGAGAUUCAUGCUUUGAGGUUAAAGAGCGACCUGACAGAUCAUGCAUUUCUCAGCCUGUUUAUACUUGUUGGCGAUUGGGUGACAGCUACUCUAUCAUUUGCAGCUGUGUGCUCGUCGGCUGGGGUAGUGAUUCUGUUUAUGAGGGACACAAAUAUUUGCAGAAUAGAGACCAGACUCUCCUGCUACAUGUUCCUAAUUUCCAUAGCUUUGGCUUUCGGUGCAUGGCUCCUCCUUGCCAUAUCUUCUCAUGUCAUGUUUUGGUUUUGUUGCCGUUAUUUGAAUGAUUAGUUAAGUACUAGUUCUCCCACAAAGAGAAGCUUUCGUCACCAGCAAAUAAGUGAGCCGAGGCAGAAAAGGAGUCUCAGGAAAGGCAAAAAAGUUGUGCUCAACUGAGGUUCGGCCUACUCUGAAACUCUCGCUUAUCAAACCACCAAUACACACACAACACAUUAUUCCCUCACAAUGUAAAUAUUGUUGUUUCUAAAGCAUAUUCUA